AUGCGAGACUGCCGCACGCCCAGUAGUCGCUCGACACACCCGCCUUUGCUCGGCAUGCAUGCCUACUCGUCUGCGCCUCCGUCGCCGCCUUCGCGUCUCGGCGUGUCCAUGACUCUCGGAACCAACAUCGCGGACAACCCUUCGGACAAGGGCUGGACUGUGCGGAACGUCCGCACGUCCAGUAUCCACUGUCCAUCAUCGUCCAAUCUGGCUUCACCUCCGCCCUGGGUCUUCGAGUGCAGCAGUCGACUCCUUCGACCCUGCUCUCCACUCCCGUGUUCCGUGCACGCGCCUGCUCUCGGUGUCGACGCGGCGUCCCUCAGUCAUGAUCAUCGUGUCCUGUCGAGCUCGCCAAUGAGCAAGGAUGCUCCUUCUCGCUGUGUCUCUCCAUCCUCGCUCGGCUUGUCUACACCGACCCUCGUCGAAGGUAGUCUGCAAGACGAGUUCCAGGCCAUGUGGACUCUCCGCGCGCCUGGCAACUGCUCUGCAGCCUCCGACUUGAAGCCGGAAGUCAAGCCACCUCGAACCCUAGCCCUGGUUAAUAUCAAGUCAGCCUCGUCUUUGGCUUCAUCUAGGACCUUGCCCAACGUAUCCUCGCCUCCGCCACAUGCUCUGUCGACUAUGUCUCCAUGCCCUUUGCCAACACCUCCACUCUCGUCACCUCCACUCUCAGCUUUGGACAAUGAGGACGUGUGGAAUGUCCACGCUCCUUGUAGUCUGCCCCCAUUGAGUUCUGCCUCUGCACGCUACAAGCCACCCAAUUUCUUCUGA
This is a messenger RNA of Fomitopsis serialis, 771 nucleotides long. RefSeq lists its product as uncharacterized. The coding region runs from base 1 to 771 and encodes 256 amino acids. NCBI's taxonomy places the organism in Eukaryota, Fungi, Basidiomycota, Agaricomycetes, Polyporales, Fomitopsidaceae. The transcript has a single exon. The record is from RefSeq and is a predicted model, not a curated record.